This is a messenger RNA of Fomitiporia mediterranea MF3/22, 981 nucleotides long. RefSeq lists its product as uncharacterized. The record is from RefSeq and is a predicted model, not a curated record. NCBI's taxonomy places the organism in Eukaryota, Fungi, Basidiomycota, Agaricomycetes, Hymenochaetales, Hymenochaetaceae. The transcript is spliced from 2 exons. Gene Ontology annotation, molecular function: protein binding. The coding region runs from base 1 to 981 and encodes 326 amino acids.
AUGGACCCUUUUGAUGACAUCGAUCUAGAACCCCUACUUGAUGCCUCAGUAUGGCACGAAGCGCACGAAUGCUUUCCAGACGACGGAACAAGUAGAAAGAAACGACCAUAUGAAGACCUAUACGAGGUUGUACCACUCUGGCUUUACGCUCGGACGUGUCUUGAGGAAGAAAAUGAAGGAGAGAUAAUAAGAGACUUGUUGUUAACGGAUCGAGAACACCAGCGUCCUGUGAACAGACUCCCUCGGAACAUCCUCGCGCUCAUCUUUGAAGCUCUGCGUGAUACCACUAGUACUUGGCAUCCUCUACAGUCUCGUCUUUCAACUGGCUCUUCUUCCUCGCAAAGUCAAACGCAGUAUGUGAAACCGUAUUCGUGGUUAGAUAUCACUCUCGUCUGUCGCCACUGGCGAAACACAGCAUAUACUCACCCUUCACUAUGGACUUACGUUGACUUAUCAUAUGAUCGAGAAGUCGUUCGCUCACUGCUCAUUCUCUCCGAAGACGACUCUCUUUACAUAUAUUCUGAUACUUCUACCUCUGGACAUGAAGUCACAACCGUCUCUGACGUUGGUGACUAUGCAAUUCGUUUGGACCUGGUAAUGGACGAACAAGCACGAAUAAAGGAACUCGAGCUGAACUUAUCCUCAACGAAACACGUCAAACUAGUCCCAUGGAAACAAUUCUGUUCUCAUCCCUCCCCUCGACUCACGAAAUUAGUCUGUCGGGGAACCUCAAAUAACAUCAAACCAGAAAAACGUCGUCUUCCGGCUUUCAAGAAGAAAAACUUGCCUCUCUUACGAGAGUUGGUGUUGGACGGGUUGUACCCGAAAUGGAGUGAGACGUGUAUACCUACGCUCACUCACUUGGAGAUUCGGAACGUGAAUGAUACACGAGAUGGUUGUGUUCGAGAAUUCAAUAGGUUCCUUUCGGGUUGCACAGAACUUCGGGAGCUGAAGCUCGAGUCUUGUAAUCUGACGAGAUAA